Oryzias latipes (Japanese medaka) is the source of this 3776-nucleotide messenger RNA. It is a transcript of the gene rb1, whose product is annotated as retinoblastoma 1. NCBI's taxonomy places the organism in Eukaryota, Metazoa, Chordata, Actinopteri, Beloniformes, Adrianichthyidae. Gene Ontology annotation, biological process: cell differentiation; neuron projection development; cell morphogenesis involved in neuron differentiation. Gene Ontology annotation, cellular component: nucleus; Rb-E2F complex; chromatin. Gene Ontology annotation, molecular function: RNA polymerase II transcription regulatory region sequence-specific DNA binding. The record is from RefSeq and is a predicted model, not a curated record.
ACGAGCAUACACUGAAGCACGGCUCCAGGAAGUAUGUCAGAUUUUGUUGUAUUGUUGCCAUUGAAUUUACUGAGUGGGCUUUAAACUCUAAAUACAUUAGCUGCCGAUUUAAACAAAAGUACAAAAAGGUGUACACAUUUUUCUGAAAAGUAACCACUCCAAUAUGCCGCCUAAAAAACGCAACUCGGGAGCGGCACAGAGCAAGGAGCCGAAGCCGAGUUCUGACAAAAGCUUUGCAGACAAGAAGGGGAGUCCAGAGUUUUCUUUGAACAAACACACAGAGAAGGAUGUGGAGUUUGUGACCCUGUGUAAGAGCCUCCACGCCACGGAUUCCGUGUGUGAGCGCGCGUGGACUUUGUGGAAAACUGUACAGGAUGUGAUGGAAGAUGUUGAUGCCAAUCAGAAAAGACUGUGGGGUUCUUGUCUAUUUGUGACUGCAACAGACAUGGAUGCCGCCUGUUUUACCCUGACUGAAGUUCUAAAAGCUGUCAAUAUCAAUGUGAAACAGUUUGUCGGCCUGGUGAGAAAGUUGGAUGUAAACUUGGAUACGAUAAGCACUAAAGUGAAUUCAGCACUGAUGCGAGUGGAGAAGAAGUACGAUGUGAUGCUGGCUCUUUACCAGAGGUUUGAGAAAACGUGCAAGAAAAUCUUUGCUUCGACCCCUGAUAAAAAGGAGAGGGCAACCAUGCGUACUUGCUGGACAAUGUUUCUUUUGGCAAAAGGAAGAGCCUUGCAGAUGGAGGAUGACCUGGUCAUAUCGUUCCAGUUGUUGCUUUGCACGCUGGAAUUGUUCAUCAAGCGCAGCUCUCCAGAGCUUUUGCUGCCUCUGUACAAGUCAGUCGUCAGCAAAGCUCAGAGUCCGCUAACAAGAACAUCUCGCCGCAACCAGAGCAAAGCCAAAUCCCGCGUUGUGGAAUCUGAGGUUAAUGUGGAGCUUCUGGAAACUUUGUGCAAAGACAACGAAUGCAACGCUGAGGAGGUGAAGAACGUUUACCAGACCAGCUUCUCAGCUUUUCUCGACCUGAUGGAUCUUUCCAGAUUCCCAGAUUUUCCUUUGGUGACUGAUGUCAGCGAGCAGUAUCAAGAGCACUACCUGAAGAGUGGAGACAUUGAUGGUCGACUGUUUUUCGAUGGAGAUGAAACCGUCCUUGCACCAAAAGUUGACAUUUCCCAGGUAGAGAGAACUCCCAAGAAGACCUCACCGGAUGAUGACGGGCCAUUAAUCCCUCCACAGACACCAAUUAGAGCUGCAAUGAAUUCUAUCAAGAUGCUGAGGGGUGACCUUCCCUCCAGUGGAGACCAGCCAUCCUCUAAUCUUGCGAUAUAUUUUAAAAACUGCACUGUGGACCCAACCCAGGGUAUACAGAAGCGUUUGGAGAUGCUUGGACAGGUGUUUAGCCAGAAGUUUGGUGAGGCCGUUGGACCGCAUUGCAUUGUGUAUGGCAGAGAGAGAUUUACUCUUGGAGUUAGGCUGUAUUACAAGGUCAUGGAGGCAAUGCUAGAAUCGGAGGAGAAGCGACUGUCUGUGCAAAAUUUCAGCAAACUUCUCAAUGACUCCACGUUUCACAUGUCCCUUUUGGCUUGUGCUUUGGAAGUCGUCAUGGCAACAUACGAAGAGAGCAGUUUCAAAAACAGAGGAUGCAGUCAUGGAGAAGGCGACCAAGCAGUGAGAGACCUGUGUUUCCCGUGGAUACUCGAUGUGUUCGAUCUCUCCGCCUUUGACUUCUACAAAGUCAUCGAAAGCUUCAUCAAGGCUGAACCAACUCUGAGCAAAGAUAUUAUCAAACAUCUGGAGACGUGUGAGAACCUCAUCAUGGAGAAGAUCGCAUGGAGGACGGGCUCCCCUUUGUUUGAGCUGCUGAAGCGGGAAAAUGAAGCUGGAGCCACAGAACAGGCCGAGCCCCCGGCGAGUUUCAGCUUACCUCUGCAACACAACCACACGGCAGCUGACCUAUAUCUAUCCCCAAUUCGCCCAGGUCUCCGUGUCUUGCCUCCUGAAUCACCAGCCACGCCCAGCUCUCAGGCUUCCUCUCAGCCGACACCUCAGGCAGCAGGCCAAGCUCCACGGCAACCAAAGUCUAACUCUCUGAGCCUCUUCUAUAAAAAAUUGUAUCGACUGGCAUAUACGAGGCUGAAGACUCUUUGUUCCUGCCUGCUUUCCAACCACCCGGACCUGGAGCACGUUAUAUGGACUCUGUUCCAGCACACGCUGCAAUAUGAGUAUGAUCUAAUGAGGGACCGUCACCUUGACCAGUUGAUGAUGUCUGCCAUGUAUGCAAUUUGCAAAGUAAAAAGCGUCGACCUGCGCUUCAAGUUAAUCGUCUCUGCCUACAAGAACAUGCCCAACACCAGCCAAGAGACCUUUAAGCACGUGUUGAUCACAGAAGGCCAGUACGACUCCAUCAUCGUCUUCUACAAUCAAGUGUUUAUGCAGAAGUUAAAAACCAACAUCCUGCAGUAUGCAUCCACCCGGCCACCUACUCUUUCUCCGAUCCCUCAAAUCCCAUGCAGUCCCUACAAGUUCCCAAACUCCCCUCUGCGUGUGCCGGGAAGCAACAAUGUGUACAUUUCUCCUCUAAAAAACUCACGCCUGUCUCCGGGUAUGAUGACUCCUCGCUCCAGAAUGCUGGUUUCCAUUGGUGAAUCUUUUGGGUUUGCCAACCGCUUCCAGAAAAUCAACCAGAUGGUGAACAGCGGUGACCGCGCUCACAAGAGGACUCUGGAUGGUGGCUCUGCUCUAAAGCCUCUGAAGAGGCUACGCUUUGAUGUGGACGGGCAGGAUGAAGCUGAUGGCAGCAAAUCUGGAGGAGAGUCUGCACUGAUACAGAAGCUUGCAGAGAUGAGCUCCACUCGCAGUCGAAUGCAAGAGCAGAAGAUGAAGGAGGAUGCAGAAUCCAGGAAAAAAACAACCUAAGAUCUGCUGGACUGACCUGCACUGUUUGAACACUACUGUUUGUCCGCACACAAAGUGAAACCCAAGUUGCUUUUGGAUUUUUUUGUGCACCUUUAGCUGCUUUUAGUUUAUAGUUUGAUUGAAAGAGUAGUUUGAUGACAUCGAUUCUCUCCCCUUUUUUUGUCUUUGUCAUGCUUUGAGUUUUUUAACUAAAUAAUGACUUUUAUAGAAUUGUGGUUGUUCCUGAUGUGGGUUUGGUUUAUUAUAGUUGCUCCUUUUAAGGAGGAAUCAUUUGUUUCAAACGUCAUUGGUUUUACUUCUGUCUUGGAAAACUGUCUAUUCUUACAUGUUUGGAUCAUGAUGAUCCAGCAUUUUAAAUGUUGAUUCGUGGUUACUGUCAACACAAAGGAAUCUGUCUCAGAUGCAGAUUGCUGUCUGGAAGUUUAGGGUCAUGUCCUUAAGGGAGAAAAUCGCAUGUUCGACCAAAAAGGUCAACAUAUUGAAGGAUCUGGUGACUAGUGUUGGUUUUUCUUGGACUAAACCUAAAAAUGUUUAUAUUUUAGGUUUGUUUUAACUUUUGGUGAAAAAGGAAAAUGGAAAAAAAAAAAUUUCAUAGUGUUUAAGUACUGAAAGAAUAUUUUUACGUAUUCACUUCUGUGGUGAACUGAAGGUUGUUUUUGUGAGGACAAGGCAAAUUCUAAAAUAGGGAAACUAAUUUAAUUUACUGAAUAAUAAAGUACACGUGUAGCCUAUAUGUGGGGUUCAUUCUAGAAAAAUCCCCAGUGUAAAAUAUUGUUAUUUCAGUGAACAGAGUUUAAGAUGAAUGCUUUAAUAAUGUGAUAUGCUCAACAAGUUCCUGGAAAUAAAGAUAAUGAAACACAGU